Molecule: messenger RNA, 2097 nt
Organism: Suillus clintonianus
Lineage: Eukaryota; Fungi; Basidiomycota; Agaricomycetes; Boletales; Suillaceae
Exons: 5
Coding region: 11-1897 (628 amino acids)
Biological process (GO): arginyl-tRNA aminoacylation; mitochondrial translation
Cellular component (GO): cytoplasm; mitochondrion
Molecular function (GO): arginine-tRNA ligase activity; ATP binding
Source: RefSeq, a predicted model, not a curated record
CAUCUAAUCGAUGCUCAAAACUUUAAGUACCAAGGCUAAAACCGUAGCGUUCCUCAUCAGAUUCACCCGCACCACCACCAUCCUUCCUAGCGUGAGGCCUCUUGCAACCAUGGUCUCGUCGCUGCCAUCUUUACCUUCUAUUCUAGGCACGGACCCCUCGUCCUGCAUUCUAGAUGCGUUCCGGACGGCGAUUGCAAAGCGUAUCUCACAUGCGCUGCCACCCCUUACACUCGAACAGGCUUAUACUGGAGUUGACUAUGGAAAGAAGGGAGUCGAUUUUACGGUUGCUCUUCCUCGGUUCAGGCUGCCGGGCAAGCCUGACGAGCUAGCAAAGAAAGUUGUAACGGAUUUCCAAGCUGAUGACUUCAUCUCGUCAAUCACCCACGACAAGCAAUUUCUUCAUUUCCAACUUAACACCGCCUCCCUCAUCCGCGAAGUGCUUAAUCAAAUACAUACCCUCACCUACGACAGCCCUACAGGCAAGCCGUCAUACGGUACAAACACCUCUGGCGCGGGGAAGAAACUCGUCAUCGAGUACUCGUCCCCUAACAUAGCCAAAUCUUUCCAUGUUGGACAUCUUCGAAGUACGAUCAUAGGCGCGUUUUUAGACAACUUGUAUAAAGCAUGCGGAUGGGAAGUUGUCUCUCUAAAUUACCUGGGCGACUGGGGCACACAGUUUGGCAUGAUUACUACUGGAUUCGAAAAAUACGGUUCGCAAGAGGAACUUGAAAAAGAUGCGAUCAAGCAUCUCUAUGACGUCUACGUCAAAGUCUCCAAAGAUGCCGAUUCAGAUCCCAAUGUUAAAGUCGAAGCCGCCCAAUGGUUCAAGCGGAUGGAGGAUGGUGACGAGUUGGCACUUGCGAACUGGCGAGUGUGGCGGGAGAUGAGCGUCAAAAAAUACAUAGAGGAAUACGAGCGAUUAAACGUGUCGUUCGAUGUCUACACUGGAGAGAGCGAGGUGGGUAAGGAGUGGCAGGAUCGGGCUCUCGAGCGCCUCGAAGAGAUGGGUCUCAUCAGCGAUGCCAACGGUGCCAAACUCGUCGAUCUCGAAAAGUGGAAACUCGGAAAGGCUGUGCUGCGCAAAGCUAAUGGCACUUCAAUAUAUCUUACUCGUGACAUUGGCGGUGCGAUAGAACGAUGGGAGAAAUACCACUUCGACAAGAUGAUCUAUGUCGUUGCAUCGCAGCAGGACCUGCACCUCUCGCAGUUUUUCAAGAUGCUGUCAUUGAUGGAGUUCCCAUGGGCAGACCGCCUUGAACAUGUCAACUACGGCUUAGUGCUCGGCAUGAGUACCCGGAAGGGAACCGCAGUCUUCUUGGAUCAGAUCAUCCGCGAAGCCUCAUCAGUCAUGCACGAGCAAAUGAAGCGGAACGAGGCGAAGUACAACAACAUCGAAGACCCUGAGAUGGUCGCUCGAGAAGUGGGCAUCACGGGAAUCAAGAUCCAGGACAUGGCUGCCAAGCGGAUCAAUAACUACACCUUCAAUUGGGACCGCAUGCUUUCCUUCGAGGGCGAUACCGGACCUUACUUGCAAUACGCACAUGUCCGACUCACCUCCAUGGAGCGGAAAAAUCCAGAACUUAUUCCCCUGCCGCCUCCAUCCGAAAUCGACACUUCCUCUCUCGCUUCCUCCCAACACGCACGCGACAUCGCUAUCCUUCUAGGAUCCUACCCCGAUGUCGUGAAGACCGCAUUGAAGACCCACGAGCCCAGUGGCGUGGUAACUUUCGCUUUCCGGUUGGCGCACGCAAUUUCGAGCGCUUGGGAGACGCUCAUCGUCAAAGGGGAAGAAGAUACGGAGAAAGCUCGCGCAAGACUGUGGCUCUACAUUUGUGCGAGGGAUGUGUUGGGUGCUGCGAUGCGGCUGCUGAGCAUCAGGCCUCUUGAGAGGAUGUAGUGGGUGUUUUUUGUGUCCGCAUUUAAAUCAAUCAAUACAGAAUACGCGAUCGUAAUUGUAGAAGGUUGGGCGUACUCGCUUCGACUGAAAUUCUUGUUUGUACUUAGCGCACCGCGCGAGCUACCCUAGGUAAUUAUAACCGUCCAUCACUGGAAUUCAGACGCGGUGCAAAUAGAUGUUCACAUCUUCAAGAUAUUUUG